UUAUUUAUUUUUAAUUUUCUGAACAUAUUCCGUAAUUCAUUUGGAGUUGAAAACACUUUCGUUUAGACGAUAAAUUUUCAGCUCAAUUCUCCAAUGAUGUCUGUACCCUGAUUUUGUAUUUUAUAUACAGAAUCAAAACUCAAUCGGAACUGAUAUUCUUAAUCCGUCGUCCGGUGAUUCUGCUCCGACUUCCGCCAUUGCCGUCUCGCAGUUUUCUUUAUAAUUGUAAGUCAAAUACGCGAUUUCUGCAUCCGAAUCUGCUCUCUGAAGGAGGAUCACUAUGUCGCUUUAUCGGCUGCGCGAUCCGGUUAUUGGCCGCGCUCGUUCUCUUCUCCGAGCUCGUCUAGGAGCUUUCCAUUCGUCUUCACCUAUCUCCUCUAGGUGUAGCACUUGGAAUAUACGAAGGUUUUCUGUUGCUGGUGAUGGCCUCCUCUUUAGGCCUGUGCCUUUUUCUUGUUUCACUGGAGCUUAUGGUCGAGCAUUGCAUCUAGAGCAGUCAGUUGGUAUCAGGUUUUUCUCAUCUACAGAUUCUUCACAUGCUGUCCUUGGAAUGCCCGCACUAUCACCUACAAUGAAUCAAGGUAAUAUUGCCAAAUGGAGGAAAAACGAAGGGGAUAAGAUAGCUGUUGGCGAUGUCCUGUGUGAAAUUGAAACUGACAAAGCUACUCUUGAGUUUGAAAGUCUCGAGGAGGGGUUCUUGGCUAAAAUAUUGGUUCCUGAAGGUUCAAAAGAUGUCCCAGUUGGACAGCCCAUUGCAAUUACGGUUGAGGAUCCAGAUGAUAUCCAUAAGGUCCUUGCCAAUGGUGUAUCAGGUGCACGUGAACCUGAUGUCAAAGAUAACGCAAUAGGGGAUCGACAGGAAAAAAAUGAGGACAGGGCACAAGCAAGUUCUGCAGAGAUAAACCCGUCAAAACUUCCCCCUCAUAUUGUACUUGAAAUGCCAGCUUUAUCUCCAACUAUGAACCAAGGUAAUAUUGCUAUUUGGAGAAAGAAAGAGGGAGACAAGAUUGAGGUGGGUGAUGUGAUAUGCGAGAUAGAGACAGACAAGGCUACCCUUGAAUUUGAAUGUCUUGAAGAAGGGUAUCUGGCUAAGAUACUAGCACCUGAAGGCUCAAAGGAUGUGCCUGUUGGAAAACCGAUUGCAAUUACAGUUGAAGACCCUGCAGAUGUUGAAUCUGUAAAAAGUGCUGUUAGUAGUAGUUCGGGGAUCAAAGAGGACAAGCCUGCCCAAAGUACUGUUAAAAAUGAAGGUGGAACACCAAAAGGAGGAAUUGUUGCAAGAAUAAGUCCUGCUGCAAAGUUGUUAAUUGCGGAACAUGGUCUGGAUGCAUCAUCAUUGAAGGCAUCGGGUUCUCAUGGCACACUGUUGAAAGGGGAUGUUCUGGCUGCCAUUAAAUCAGGGAAAGGCUCAUCAGAAGUUUCUUUGUCCGUAGAGAAAAGAUCUCCUGAAGUCCGUUCGCAGGCUUCUUCCACGGCUUCAUCAGAAUCAAAAUCUUCAGUAAAGCAAUCUGAUGCUUUUGAAGAUUUACCUAAUAGUCAAAUUCGCAAGGUUAUCGCUAAAAGAUUAUUGGAAUCAAAACAAAAUACGCCGCAUCUAUAUUUGUCCACAGAUGUCAUAUUGGAUCCUCUUCUUUCACUUAGAAAAGAUCUUAAAGAGAAACAUGAUGUCAAAGUUUCCGUGAAUGAUAUUGUCAUCAAAGCCGUAGCAGUUGCUCUGCGAAAUGUGCCUGGAGCCAAUGCUUAUUGGGACAACACGAAAGGAGAAGUUGUCUUCUGUGACUCUGUUGACAUAUCGAUUGCAGUAGCUACUGAGAAGGGCUUAAUGACUCCAAUUGUGAGGAAUGCCGAUCAGAAGACCUUAUCGGCUAUUUCUUCAGAGGUCAAGGAGUUGGCUGAAAAGGCUCGUACAGGAAAGCUCAAACCAGAUGAAUUCCAAGGAGGCACUUUCAGCAUUUCAAAUCUAGGGAUGUUCCCGGUGGAUCAAUUUUGUGCUAUAAUUAAUCCUCCACAGGCUGGAAUUCUUGCUGUAGGCAGAGGUAACAAAGUUGUUGAGCCAGUAAUUGUUGAUGGAAUUGAGAGACCUGUGGUAGUCAACAAAAUGAAUCUGACAUUGUCCGCUGAUCAUCGUGUCUUCGAUGGAAAAGUUGGAGGUGAAUUCCUCACAGCUUUACAAGCAAAUUUCAGCAAUAUCCAAAGACUGCUAUUGUAACGUGCUUUCAUGGAGAUGAGAGGGAUUUCUGAAACCUUCUAAUUUAUUUCACAAAAUGUGAGAAGUAUCAUCUCCCAUUGAUUUUGGGAUUGAAUAUAGUGAUGCAGCUUUUGCCUCUUUUCAACUUCAAAAGUUUUGGUGGUUCACACGGUUGGAACUGAACUGUCUUCAACACAGCCAAACUUCGAGGUGCCAUUUAAUUAAGCAACCUUUUCCAUGA
Cucurbita pepo subsp. pepo (vegetable marrow) is the source of this 2429-nucleotide messenger RNA. RefSeq names its product Dihydrolipoamide acetyltransferase, long form protein (gene LTA3). Gene Ontology annotation, biological process: pyruvate decarboxylation to acetyl-CoA. Gene Ontology annotation, molecular function: acyltransferase activity. NCBI's taxonomy places the organism in Eukaryota, Viridiplantae, Streptophyta, Magnoliopsida, Cucurbitales, Cucurbitaceae. Gene Ontology annotation, cellular component: mitochondrion; pyruvate dehydrogenase complex. The record is from RefSeq and is a predicted model, not a curated record.